AAACUGAGGCGAACUACAUUUCCCAGCACGCUUUACGCUCGUACUGCUCAGUACAACAUCAAUAAUAACCGUAUGUACGGAUCAAUAUAAAAACUAACCCUAUGUACGGGACCGUUCUUUAUUACAGGGAAAUUGCUUGGUUUGUAAUUCACAUUUAAACGACAACAUAGCUUUACAUUGCUGCUGAAGUACACCGUAAAUCAAGUAAACAAAAUUGAUUUUUUAUUUUUUUUAUUUAUUUAUUUUUGUUAAAAGCUGGUCUGCGCUGCUACCUUGCGGCAGUUUUUGGAAUGACCGUAUAUAUAGAUCUGUUUAUAAAGGUCAGAAAGGAGGUAUAACAUGUUAUGUUAACUUGUAUAAUUCCAAUGUGUAAACUCAUGUUAUAUACAUUUAAACAGAAUAAGGACGUAUGCAGUACCGGAAUCCUUAAGUAAUAUUCACAAUAGGUUUAAUAUUGUCAACAUUCAACUGUCUGUUCUGUUUAUUUAUGUACGCGUAUUUUAUUUGUGCAUGGGGUUAGAUUUUCAAGGAGACUGGUAUGGUUCAGUUUUAUUCAACAAAGACAGUUCUGAAGUUCGCAAAGUACCCCCUGUCUCCUGCCAACCAGUCUAUUUCACGUUUCCAUGGCUACCGAGUCCUGGUCUCCCGGGUAACAGAAAGCAAGAGUCCGCGGGAGAUGACGGAACAGAGCAAGAAGAGUGACAUUGAUUAACUCUGAGAAAAGUAAUCUACGAAGUAAACACAGCGCUCAACAAGCCAAUUGUACCAAUUUCUGAAUUUCAGCUUGCUAACACAUCCAUAUCUAUCAGCAGGCCCUAAUAUGCCGAUCAACAGGGGGAUAUUUUUCUUUAGAAACAAAAGAAAACUGCUCCAGGAAUUGUGAGUUGAUCAAAGAGUUUAUUGGUUUGGAGGCGACCAUGGCACAGGUUUUGUCCAUUGGUGGGAGUGCAAACACUGAACCAUUCAUUCCAAAUAUUUCGCAUGUCCCACCUCUGAGAUAUCUUAGAUCACCAUCUACCUACCCUAGAUAUUUGAUGAAAGCACCUUAUAUAGCAACUGAAGAUAGUGCUAUUCAAGAGGAAGUUAAAGUCCCGUGCUCGCGAAGGUGCCGCCUACGAAAGCAAGCAGGCCUCACCAACCGCUGGCAGUUGCCAGACCAACUGGGCAGUGAUUUUCUAGGAAAGUCCCAGGCCUUUAAAGCAGUGAGGGCCGGAGUAGUUAACAACUCUUUGAAGAGAAUUAUGACAGCUGACUUCCCCUUGUAUGUGCAUGAAGAGGUGUUCUGUGACCCUGUGCCUCGCCCUGCAGUGCCAUCUUGUGGAAGCACUGCACCAAGAAGCACCAAACAAUGUGUAAGACUGCCUGGCUCGGCAAGACCCAUAACUCCGGAAGACCUUUUCCACUAUCACUCCAGAAGAGUGGCACAAAAAAUAGAUGUGGUACUUGAAUGUCUGGGCAGUUUUUGGGAACUGCAUAGCCCUUAUUUAACAAAAUCCAGAGUACUGACUGAACUGUUCACAUCAGCCAACAAACAAACAGGAAAAACCGUCAGUAACAGCCCAGAUUACCAUUAUUUCAGCAGCAGUGACAAACCCCACAGUAAGUGUGCCAGCCCCCUGUCUCAGCGUUCCUCUAGGGGGAGGUACAAAGCCAACUCAGGCAGGCAGCUGCACCAGACCAGGAGACCCGUCGUGCUGAAGCUCAAUAUCCAGGACCCGGACAUUACCAGAGAUGCGCUGGCAGUGGCCUUGCAGAACCUCUACUUCUCCAAGCCUGAGGUAGAGGUGAGGGAGGCAGCGGGGGUUUUAGCUGCCGCAGCCGAGCUGGCCUUCCAAGCGCUUUUCCAGGGGUGCAUAUCUCUAAUGAUGAGCAGCAUCAGUACAUCCACGGUGUGUCAGUUUCACUACAUGGCUUGUAAGUACAGGGAGGAGGCACUGUUGACUGCCUGUGAGAGGUGGCUGGAGCUGAACCUUGUUCCGCAGCUCCAAUCAGGAAUACACCUGCGAAACCUGCCACACGACCUGCUGCAGAAACUGCUCAAAUCUACCAGACUGUUCACGUUCAGUGAAUACCAUCUCUACAGAACUGUGCUGUACUGGGUCUUCCUGCAGCUGAACCCCACAGUCCAGAUCAUGCCAUCACACAGCUCCAUCUUAACAUACUUCAUCAGCUUGCCCAAGAAAAGCGCCUUGCUUGAGAGAGAUGUGGGACAGAAGUAUGUGGCUCUCUUCCAGUCCUUGCGCCUUCACGGGAUCACAGCUAACACACAUCUGGAGGAGAUACAGCAGAUCAACGUACUGCCCCAAGCCAGUCUACUGCGGCUCUUCACAAAGCAUUACUACGCUUUACAGAGUGGAGGGGAUGUGCCGUACUUCACAGACUUCUCCACUCAGGCAAUGCGGUUUGGCCUGCUAAUUGACCGGGAGCCGCAGUAUCGCACAGAGACCAUUUCACUGUACGGGUUCUUCUUCGAGCUGAAAGCUGCAAGACACAGGGAGAGCGCCACCUACAGCUUCUCCAUGAAGAGGCUAAAGUACAAUGACCCCGCUUUGUCAUUCCGAGCCUGUGAGAGACACCCCUUCAGUCUGCUCCAGGGCCGAGAGAUCCGAUACGAGAUCAAGGUCCAGUCCACGGUGGAAGAAAAGUGGCAGAUAUUUAGCACUGGGGUGUUGAGCAAGGAAUUUGGUGUCACCAAGAAAUCUGCCAAAAGCCAGAUAUUUAUAGUAAAGGGACUGAGCCUUCCCAUCUAUGUCACUUUUGGGCUUGUGUUCCCAUCAUUCUGAAGACUCGACGGGAGUAGGUGUGCGGGCGGGAGACAAACCCUGAACAAACAGACCUUUAACAUCAAGGGGAGAGCUGAAGAUAAACAGAAGUGCUUACUGAGCCAGCAGCUUGGACUUUCACCUCAUUAAACCAUUGUGUCACGUGACAAACACCUUUGUAGAGUUUACUGUAUUUGAAUGCAGAUCUGCUUCCUGCACUGAAAACAAGUGGCUGAUAGAGGGUGUGAAACUCCAUUUGCAAUGCAGUGAGCUCAUGAUUGUGUCCUGAUUUGAUGAAUGAUCUGCAUUGGUAUGCCAUUAUACCAUAGUUGCUUUCACCCUCCCUAUUUCUGAGAACCCUUCCAGUGAGCAGCCAGUAGAUUUAUACUUUGUUGUUAGACUUUCUGGUGACCAUUUAAACCAGAUUUUGCUGUAUAUUGUAACUGCAACUAGACAUCAUUAAAACCUGCACAUUCUGACAGUCGAACUACACAGCACAAUUUAUUUCUCUGCAGUUUUUCUCUGCCAUAUGCCACUUUUGGUUCUAAAACUAAUCCAGAAAUGACGAAGAGCUCAAAAAGACAAUACAUUGUGAAGAAAUAAAUCCUGUUUGGUACAUCUUGUGGUUACUAAAGUGAACUGUAAAAGGAUUCACUAUAUGGGAUUGACUGCUGUUGCAAUGAAAUUGUAGUGCAGCUAAAUUUCGAACAUACUGAAAUAUAACUGCAGUCAGUGAACUGCGCUAAUUAGAUUAAAUUAAGCAUUGCUUGGAAUUCUAAUUGGUGAAUUGCCAGGGACUCUUUUUUUUUUU
Messenger RNA from Acipenser ruthenus (sterlet), 3573 nucleotides. It is a transcript of the gene btbd16, whose product is annotated as BTB (POZ) domain containing 16. Bases 918 to 2783 code for a protein of 621 amino acids. The transcript is spliced from 17 exons. The record is from RefSeq and is a predicted model, not a curated record. NCBI's taxonomy places the organism in Eukaryota, Metazoa, Chordata, Actinopteri, Acipenseriformes, Acipenseridae.